CCCAUCUACUCCACUUUAUCCUCUCUUCUUUUUCUUCUUCUUCUUCUUCUUCUUCUUCUUCUUCUUCAAAAUUUCAAUCUCUUUCUUAUUCAUUCAUGGAUUCUCUAGCAGCCAUUCCCUGGUCAGAUAGUUACACCACUGUCUCGUCCGAUGACCACCUUUUCACCCUCACUAACCUUCUCCACGACGACGACAACCACGACUCCUCUCCACUCUUCCUCCUCCCCCAAGAUAAUGCUGACGACAAUAAUCGAUCCAUCAGGCUCCCUGUCCCCGGUGGUGCAACCUACUUUGGGCCGACAAUUGAGGACAUUGAGAAUGCACUUUCCAUUGGUACUCCUAGAUCAAAAGACCUCCAUUCCCACGCUCACAUUUCUCAUACCGGAUUUUCCAUUGUGGAAAGAGGGAGCUUGAAUAAGGUUGAGCAUAAGUAUAGCCUUAGAAUCAAGAGCUGUGGAGGGAAUAUGGUGGCUGAUGAUGGAUAUAAGUGGAGGAAAUAUGGUCAGAAGUCCAUAAAAAAUAGCCCCAAUCCUAGGAGCUACUAUAGGUGUUCAAAUCCAAGAUGCAGUGCAAAGAAGCAAGUAGAAAGGUCGAUAGAAGAUCCAGACACCUUCAUCAUAACCUACGAAGGCCUUCACCUCCACUUUGCUUAUCCAUUCUUCCUAAUGGGCCAAAACCCACAACCCCAAUCUCCAACCAAAAAGCCCAAGACAAUCGACCCAGAGCCUGAAGCCCAUGAAAAACCACCUUUCCUCGACCCAAUAGAAUCAACCGGCACACAAGGCUUGCUGGAGGACAUGGUCCCAUGGUUGAUUCGAAAUCCAUCUACCCAUCACAACGCUCUAUCAAAUUCUUCCUCUUGCUUAUCCCACCGCUCACCUCCACCCACCCCUCCAUCACCCUCCACGUCUCCUUCCUUCAUGACUUCCUGUUUUUGACAUUUUUUGGGUAAUAUAAAAGAUAUUUUACUAUAAUAUAUAUAUAUAUAUAUAUAUAUAUAUAUAUAUAUAUAUAUAUAUAUAGUUACAUUAUAUAAAUAUGUAUUCAAUGGGUUACUGAUUUGAAACCCAGUAAAACUUCUUCUUCUUGUAUUUAUAUCUGUAUUUACGUGUAUUCAACUAUGGUAUGUAAUCGGAAUUCAUUAUUAGAGCUUUCGAAGUGGUUAUUUAACCAACAAAAAA
Cucumis melo (muskmelon) is the source of this 1181-nucleotide messenger RNA. RefSeq names its product probable WRKY transcription factor 49. Bases 96 to 938 code for a protein of 280 amino acids. Gene Ontology annotation, biological process: regulation of DNA-templated transcription. The record is from RefSeq and is a predicted model, not a curated record. NCBI's taxonomy places the organism in Eukaryota, Viridiplantae, Streptophyta, Magnoliopsida, Cucurbitales, Cucurbitaceae. Gene Ontology annotation, molecular function: DNA-binding transcription factor activity; sequence-specific DNA binding. The transcript has 3 exons.